This is a messenger RNA of Solea senegalensis (Senegalese sole), 1115 nucleotides long. RefSeq names its product potassium voltage-gated channel subfamily A member 7-like. The record is from RefSeq and is a predicted model, not a curated record. Gene Ontology annotation, cellular component: voltage-gated potassium channel complex; membrane. The coding region runs from base 43 to 939 and encodes 298 amino acids. The transcript has 2 exons. Gene Ontology annotation, biological process: potassium ion transmembrane transport. NCBI's taxonomy places the organism in Eukaryota, Metazoa, Chordata, Actinopteri, Pleuronectiformes, Soleidae. Gene Ontology annotation, molecular function: delayed rectifier potassium channel activity.
UUUUACAGGUAUCACUCCCAGCCAAAGAACGUAUCUGAGACCAUGCCGCCUCCACAAGGUGUUUUCCAUGACCCCUUCUUCAUAGUGGAGACCAUGUGCAUAUGCUGGUUCUCCUUCGAGCUCCUCAUGCGCUUCGCCUGCUGUCCCAGUAAGAUUCACUUCUUCAAGGACGUCAUGAACAUCAUCGAUUUCAGCGCCAUCCUACCGUUUUUUGUCACUCUGGGAACAGAGCUGGCAAAGGACCAUGAUGACAGUCCGACAACAUCACUGGCCAUUAUCAGAGUCAUUAGGUUAGUGAGAGUGUUCAGGAUCUUCAAGUUGUCUCGUCACUCUAAGGGCCUGCAGAUCCUGGGUCAGACUCUGAGGGCCAGCAUGCGGGAGCUGGGCCUGCUUAUUUUCUUCCUCUUCAUCGGUGUCAUCAUCUUCUCCAGUGCCAUUUACUUUGCUGAGGCUGACCACGCUCACACGGCCUUUAUCAGUAUACCACACGCCUUCUGGUGGGCAGUCGUCACCAUGACCACGGUGGGUUAUGGUGACAUGUUCCCAGAAACAGUGUGGGGUAAGCUGGUGGGCUCAAUGUGUGCCAUCGCUGGCGUGCUCACCAUUUCACUGCCAGUGCCUGUCAUUGUGUCCAAUUUUAGCUACUUCUACCAUCGGGAGACGGAGUGUGGGGAUCAAACUGAGUACACCCAUGUCAAGACAGCACUGUGGGAGGAUGAAGAGCCUGACGGAGAGGACACAGAUGAAGGAGACGGGGAUCAAGAUGGAGAUUAUUAUGCCAUUGAGGACAACUGUAACCCUCUCAGUGGGACUCUGCUGGGUGCGCUGUGUACAGUGGAACCAGGUGGACGACUGGACAUCAAAACUCAGGCCAACAGCAGAGGAGCCGUCCGUCACCGCGCGCUGACAGACGGACACUCACACAUCUCAGCAUCGUAGUGUUGGCUUCUGUGACCUCAAGUGCCUGACGUGACCUUUAUCGUGCCGUAAUAUGACACUGGCAUCACUUCAUGACACAUGCAGUGUUUGUGCCAGACAGGAAAGGUGAAACAGGUCUUUUUUUGACUCUGCCUAAUCAUGUACAGUGUUCUUAAUAAAGACUGUAUUUUAUUCUU